CAAUCAUCUUCAAGCGCCUCUCCUCUUCCAUAUUCUUCGACGGUUAAUGCAGCAAACGUUACAUCCAGAGUUUCUGACUGUUACAAUGGCUUUUCGCUGCCUUUACCCUAUCUACAUAAACCUCCCUCACCCUCCCUCCCUUCAUAUCUCUACCCACAUUUGCACCCAUGGCUCCUCCUCCUUACCCCUUACCUUCACUUCCAUUUCUACUACUCAUCCUCACCGUUCUUGGUCUUCCACGGUCAUCAUCUACGUUGAUGCCAGGCUUCCGUCGCCAGCAACUGGAAACCGGGUUCCAGGUCGGCCUAAGACAUAUUGAUGCUGGUCGUAACUUCACGAGACUUCAACUCAUCCAAAGAGGAAUCAACCGCGGGAGGCAGCGGCUGCAGAGGAUGAGUGGAAUGGCAACAACUGCAGAGCGUAACGGUUUCCAAGCCCCGGUUCAUGUUGGAGAUGGAGAGUUCGUAGUGAACUUAAUGAUCGGAACACCCCCUGUGCCUUUCCCGGCGAUAAUGGAUACGGGAAGCGACUUGAUAUGGACGCAGUGCAAUCCAUGCAAGUUGUGUUUCCAGCAAUCGACGCCCGUUUUCAAUCCGAAGCGGUCUUCCACCUUCUCUAAUAUUUCAUGUUCCAGUAAAUUAUGCAAGGGUGUAAAGCCUUCCAAGUGUGAUAAAUCUUGCGAGUAUAGAUAUACUUAUGGAGACGAGUCGUCCACGGAAGGCUUCAUGGCAAUGGACACUAUCACUUUUGGGGAGUUACCGAAACGAGUUUCAAUCCCUCGUAUCGGGUUCGGGUGUGGGGUUAACAACCGGGCUACAGGGAUGGAUCAGACUGCAGGGCUGCUGGGUCUCGGGCGGGGAGUUCUGUCGCUAGUUUCACAGCUUGGUACACAGAAAUUCUCGUAUUGUUUAACCUCGAUUCAUGAGAAUAAAACGAGCAGUCUUUUGUUUGGAUCUCUAGCUUAUUCGAACUUCAACCCUGGAAAAAUUCCAAGGACCCCAUUGAUUCAAAACCCAUUCCUGCCAUCCUACUACUAUCUGGCUCUUAAAGGCAUCACAGUCGGCUACACUCUUUUACCCAUACCCGAAUUCGCAUUCCAAUUGGGAAAGGAUGGGAGCGGCGGCAUGAUCCUAGAUUCUGGGACAACUAUAACUUAUUUACAGGAGGAUGCUUUUGAUGUGCUAAAGAAUGCCUUCAUCUCCCAAACGGAGCUUCAGGUUGCCAAUUCCAGCACCACCGGACUUGACCUUUGCUUUCAUUUGCCAGUGAAAAAUGCAGCAGAGGUCAAGGUGCCAAAGCUGAUCUUUCACUUCAAGGGGUUAGAUUUAGCGCUGCCAGUGGAGAAUUAUAUGGUAUCAGAUCCUGAAAUGGGAUUGAUAUGCUUGGCCAUUGAUGCCACGGGCAGUCUAUCAAUUUUUGGGAACAUUCAGCAGCAGAACAUGUUGGUCCUCCAUGAUCUUAAGAAGUCGACUUUAUCCUUAGUUCCCACCCAAUGUGAUAAGGUGUAAGCCAGUUUGAACGUCCAGCUAUAUGGUGUUCAUGAGUGGCUUUUCUGAUUUCAAGUUUCAUUUGAUGUAGAGAGAAAAGUUCCCAUAUUUCUCCUGCAAUGGAAUUAGCAUUUGCUAAACCAGUAUUGUCUCAUAGGUAUUACAAUAUAACACAUUUUACCUUGUAUUGUUUGCGUUAACGAUCUCCAUAAUCUUACCGAACCCAUAAAAUCAAGGUUUAUGUUUGCACUAAUUCACUGUAUAUCUUGCAUAAUUCGACAGAAAAAAGAUGAAGAAAGGAUCAACUACGAAAUAGAGAAUAAGCAAAAGCUAGGGAUGUUUAAUUGCAGGGAUGAGAGUUUGACCAUAAAUGCAGAAACAGAGACCAAAGUUUGACAAUGAUUAUUUCACUGGACGCAU
Messenger RNA from Vitis vinifera (wine grape), 1907 nucleotides. RefSeq names its product aspartic proteinase nepenthesin-1. Gene Ontology annotation, molecular function: aspartic-type endopeptidase activity. Gene Ontology annotation, cellular component: extracellular region. Gene Ontology annotation, biological process: proteolysis. The record is from RefSeq and is a predicted model, not a curated record. The transcript has a single exon. The coding region runs from base 168 to 1508 and encodes 446 amino acids. Lineage: Eukaryota; Viridiplantae; Streptophyta; Magnoliopsida; Vitales; Vitaceae.